CCGCUGCCUUUACGCCGUUUGCGUAGCGUGCCCCAAGAUGGCGUUGCGGUCGUCGUUGGCGGCGGCUGGAGAGCUGGCGGCGGCGGCAGCGCUGGUGGAGCUGACGGGGGAGAUGAGGCGGGCGAAAGGCGGCAGCGGCAGCAGCGUGUAGCGGAGGCUCCCGGCGUGUGAGAGACUCUCCUGGGAGGCGGGUCCCCUCAGUCCCCGCUGCCGGAGACCGGCGGGUCCCACCCCCCUCAGGGCCGCCUCCCCCCCCCCCGCCUUAUUCCCCACUGGGCCUCUUGGAGCCCAGGCCUUGCUCCCCCCACAACGCCCCAUCCUCGGUGUCCUCCCCGCGCCUGGGCCUACCCCCUUUAGCGCCGAGCCCCUCCGCGCCGAGCCCCCCACUCAGCCCCCUCGCUGCCCCCCCUUCCCCAGAACGGAGGAUGAUGAAGCUCAAGUCCAACCAGACUCGCACCUACGACGGGGACGGGUACAAGAAGCGGGCGGCCUGCCUGUGCUUCCGCAACGAGAGCGAGGAGGAGGUGCUCUUGGUGAGCAGUAGUCGCCAUCCAGACAGAUGGAUUGUCCCAGGAGGUGGCAUGGAGCCUGAGGAGGAGCCCAACGUGGCUGCUGUGCGGGAAGUCUGUGAAGAGGCUGGAGUGAAAGGGACAUUAGGAAGAUUAGUAGGAAUUUUUGAGAAUCGGGACAGGAAACACAGAACAUAUGUUUAUGUACUUAUUGUCACAGACGUGUUGGAAGACUGGGAGGACUCUGUCAAUAUUGGAAGGAAAAGGGAAUGGUUUAAGAUAGAAGAUGCUAAAGAAGUUCUGAAGUCUCACAAACCAGUGCAGGCCUCAUACUUUGAAACCUUGAGACAAGGCUGUUUGGCAAACAACGGCACUCCUGUCAUGACCACUUCAUACACUGACUCUAAUGAGAGCUCUGUCUCUGACAUCAGAUGACUGAAGAUGUCCCUAUAAAAGAAAGUUUUGGAAAAUAGACUGAAACAUGGAUUUCCCUCCUCCUCCCUCUCCCACCCCCUUUCACAUGCCUCCUCUGUUGAACAAGGCAUGGGCAGCAGCCUAUGGUAAAGCAAGUGUUAAGAGUGGUGCAGUUUAGUGCAAGGUGGGGUUUUUUGCUUUUUUGGAUAUGUAUUUUGUAAAAUACAUUUUGUGCAUGAAGUGCCCCUUUCCCUUUACACCGCUACCCUGGCCUGGAGAGCGACGCUGCUCGUUUCGCCUCUGCCUUGUGUUCUGAAGUGUUCCCAUAUGUGUCAACCCAGCCAUAGCCAGACAUUUUUCUUUUUUUUUUUUAAUUAAAGACUGCAAAUGUGAGAUCAAUUCUUUAAGUCUUAGUCUGUACUGUAAGGUGCUGUUCAGACCUGUGGUGGUCACUUUCAGCGCAUAUGUAUAAACUAUUUUUUUUAGAUGGAGGAAUCUAACUUUUAAUUUUAUGGGAAUUUUUUUAAACCUGGGCUACUUGUGAAAAGAGGGUUUCAUAAUUAAUCAGUUUGCCUUGUUUUUUUAAAUACAAAACUUUUUGUGACCAUGCUAAUGGCUGGGCCAGUUUACUCCCCCAUAAACCCCCGAAACUUAGUGCAGUGACAUUUUAUGGUCAGAGCAAAGUUUUGAUCACCUUCAGGCAUCCCUGGUGCUCAGUUCCUUCUACAGAUUUAGCCAACAUUUCUGCUUUUGUAUUAGAAUGAAACACAAGGAAUUGGUCUUUACCGCCCAGUCAAAAGCAAACAGCCUCAGAAACACUAUGAUAGAAACUGAUUUUUGGCCUCAAUGGUAGGAAUCAGGGAUUCAAAGUGUGGUUAAAAUCUAACCAACGGGAGCUUCAAGCACCAAUGCUGCCCUGCUGUUUUUGGAAUUCUUUCCCGUCUUGCUGCAUAUUGCUGAUGUUCCUGUCCACAUGCCUUAUACUGUGCUCAACUGGGUAUUGUAAUUUGUGCUAAAGUAUUGGAUUGUACUUAUUGAGUGUCAUUGCACAAACCCUUGGGGGAUGUCCCUGUCGUGUCCCUGAAAAGAAGUCUUGGGGGGAGGGGGGAAAAAUCAGGUGUUGAAUCUCUCUUGUAUGUGGCGUUGCAGCACUUAUAAUUGUACCACAGAGCAUACUCAGAAUGUUAAAACUAUCAUCCUCUGUGACAAAGGUACAGCUGGCUCCCAAGCAGAAAUGCUAGUGUGGAGAAGUACAUCAUUUAAUAGGAUAGUUGCCCUGAUGCAUUGGCACAGUUCAUGGUUUUUUUUUUUUGUUUGUUUGUUUUUUACUGAUGUAAGUUUCAUGCUGUCUUGAUUUGCCAACAGUGUUGUCUAGUUGGGAAAUAAAAUGGAAAGGGUUGGGGCUGGAGGGUGGGAGGGGUAGGGAAAGGUUUGGGAGGGGCAUUAGUUAAUCCCUGGCUUGGGACAGGAGCUAGUUGCUGCAUUUGGUAACUUCUCCUUUGUCAGAGCAUAGCCAAGAUGUGAAAUUAAAUCUGCAGUACUCUUCCUUAUAUUUAACAGAAAUUAUUCUAAUAAAUACUCAUACUUUUCAAGAGCAUUCUUUCUUCCCAUUAAGCACUUACAAUAUAAAAUUCUGAUAGACAUAUCAAUGGAGCUGGGGUAAUGGGAAUUGAUAUUUUCACUACUUUGGCAAGAGGCUGUUCAAUUUGAGAUCCCAUUCCGUUCCUUUACUUGUUCUCCCUACUUUCAUCAGUAUGGGAUAGCAAGGCCAAAAGCGGUGCCAGUGAUCGCCAACAUGAAAAGGCUGAGGGGCAUUAUUCAAGAAGUAGUUUGAAACUGAGCAUCUGGAAUUCAGCCUAAAUUACACCAGUUCUGUUCACUUCAACUUAGAAACAAAUGUACAGUCCCUUCUUAGUCUUUGUUGAUCAGCCUGAACAUAACUUUAAAAAGGGCUUGAAUAAUAUAUCAAGAAAUGGACAAGAAAGUAAAAGAAUCUGCUCUUUCUGAGCCGUUAGCGGCGCCUAACAACACAGCCAUCUACUGCCUUCAGUUGAGUUUUUGUCCUUCACUGUAUAGAUUAAUACAUUACAAAUGCUUUGCAAAAAAGCAGCUGGUACUCCUGAAAGAGUAACUGCAGUUUUAAUAUCAAUAGCAUGCACAUUUUUGUUUCCUUAAUUCUAAAAAUGUUUUUAUAGGGCUGUUAAACUGACACUUUAGGGUAGUAUAUUGUUAAUGACUUGUUAGUGGCUUCUUUGUUUGGGUCAGAAAAAUAAAUUGUGCCAAGAAAGUAUUUUAAUGUGGCAUGAAUUGAUGCUGUUAAUGCAAUUACAUUGAGUGGCUGGUGUUAUGCCUUAUUAACUGGAAAUAGAAGAUUGAGCUCUGGG
This is a messenger RNA of Mauremys mutica (yellowpond turtle), 3307 nucleotides long. It is a transcript of the gene NUDT3, whose product is annotated as nudix hydrolase 3. Gene Ontology annotation, molecular function: diphosphoinositol-polyphosphate diphosphatase activity; bis(5'-adenosyl)-hexaphosphatase activity; endopolyphosphatase activity. Gene Ontology annotation, cellular component: cytoplasm; nucleus. Bases 426 to 944 code for a protein of 172 amino acids. The record is from RefSeq and is a predicted model, not a curated record. Lineage: Eukaryota; Metazoa; Chordata; Testudines; Geoemydidae. Gene Ontology annotation, biological process: diphosphoinositol polyphosphate metabolic process; adenosine 5'-(hexahydrogen pentaphosphate) catabolic process; diadenosine hexaphosphate catabolic process. The transcript has 5 exons.